Cladophialophora immunda is the source of this 2556-nucleotide messenger RNA. RefSeq lists its product as uncharacterized. NCBI's taxonomy places the organism in Eukaryota, Fungi, Ascomycota, Eurotiomycetes, Chaetothyriales, Herpotrichiellaceae. The record is from RefSeq and is a predicted model, not a curated record. Gene Ontology annotation, biological process: positive regulation of transcription by RNA polymerase II; negative regulation of transcription by RNA polymerase II; transcription by RNA polymerase II. The transcript is spliced from 2 exons. The coding region runs from base 442 to 1473 and encodes 343 amino acids. Gene Ontology annotation, cellular component: negative cofactor 2 complex; nucleus. Gene Ontology annotation, molecular function: protein heterodimerization activity; RNA polymerase II general transcription initiation factor activity; core promoter sequence-specific DNA binding.
CUCGUCUGCGUCUGCGUCUGCGUCUUGCUCCAGACCACAAUCCUAGCCUCCUCGCCUCUCCGGAUUUAUGUUCUUCCACGCCUCUGCACACGUGACCCCACGGUGCCCUUGCAGCCACACCUGUCGUCAUUCUGGUAUCGAAUAGUCGCUCUGUUACCACUUGCACCGCCCUUACCGCUGGACCAACUUGCGCCCUCUCUCUACCAACCUGGUCCGCGGAUCGACUGGCCCUUCCUUCACAUACUGCUCCCGGUCUCUCCCAGCGGCAACAAUGAAGGUCGGCGCGAUUUGAACCCCCCCAAGGCGCUGUUAUCCCUUCAAAAUGACUUGUUGCCCAAUAUCACACACGCUCCACUGCACCGUCACCGAUACUAGUACUGACCAAAUAUUACCCCGGGAUUCCUGCACCACCGUCCAGCUGCACCCUUCAUUCGCCGAGCAAUGAACGAAGAACACGACAACACCAACUCCGAGUCAUCAUACCGUCCUUCCAGCCCAGAUCUAUCAGGCUUCACCUUUCCAAACGCCCCACUACCCAGGCUAGCCCGAAUCCCAAGCUACCACGCACCAGACCCCAAUUUCCCAACUUCAGGUUAUUCAUUCACUCCUCGUGGGAGCUACGACGCCUCGCCAUUUUUUUCCCCUUCCACGGCGACGUCCACCACCCCGUCGACGUCGUAUUUUGGCUCACGCCCUCCGACACAAAGCUCUCAAGCCAACUUUCCUUCUUCGCAGACGUUCCGUACUCCCAGCUUGCCUGGCCAGACCCCGACUCAACAUUCUCCACGGAGUCAAUUUCAACAUUUAAGUCAGCCAUAUAAUAGUCCGCCACCUUCUCACUACUCUCAAUCUGCGUUUGGACCUCGUUUGGACACAAGCUACAACUACCCACCACACUCGUCUGUUCCCAGCCUACCUCACGGAGACAUGCCUCGAACGCGGCAACAAAAAGCUGCCGAGGCACUGGAACAAGACUACAGCCUCCAUGGCGCAACAAGACACGUCGUCCAACCCAAGAUAGAGCAAGUUGAUCCUGUACCACCAGUCAUGCCCAUCGUUACGGCAGACCCUUCCUUCGGGAUUGAUGUGAGAACCAAGUUCCCCGUUGCCCGCAUCAAGCGCAUCAUGCAAGCAGACGAAGAUGUGGGCAAGGUUGCUCAAGCCACCCCCACGGCAGUUUCCAAAGCGCUGGAGCUGUUCAUGAUCAGCUUGGUCUCCAAGGGCGCCGCCGAAGCGAGAGCAAACAACUCGAAACGAGUCACGGCACAGCAUCUCAAGGCCGCACUGAUGAAUGAUGGGCAGUUCGACUUUCUGAACGAUAUCUGUGAGGCCAUCCCCGAUGAAGGCUCGAAGAAAGGCAGGGCCAAGUCGGAGGCCAAGAGUGAAGAUAGCGAAGAAGAUAUCAAGCCCAAAGGCAAGGGCAAGGGAGGCAAGAAGAGGAAAGUGGAGACUGAUGAUGAAGAAAGUGACUGAUGUGAAAGCACCCGUUCGAUGGGCUAUGAAGAGUUUUGUAUGAUUAUGAAGACGACCUGAACAAGCCGGGUAUUGUGCUGGAGCUGUCGUUGUGGCAAGAGAAGACUGCCGCGCUAAGACAGGGAAACCCGUCCGCCAAAAAAUAACGACCAUGCGUGGACCUAUCGAAUAAUAUUCCCCUGCAUCGAUGGCACAACGCAUCUUUCUUGAGAGCCCAUCAAGGUCCCUCCUCUCUAUCACGUCCGUCAGGGCCACCCGCACUGCGAUGUCUUGGGCUUGGGGACGGCGUGUUAUCCCGCCACGGGAACGGAGCCUGAUUCAUCAAUGCCAGAAGGAUGAUAACUCCGAAGAGACUGGUAAAUCCCAAGGCCACCCACCCGACCACAGCGGUAUAUGCAACAACCACCAGGCAUAACAGCACGAAAGCCCCGAUAAUCAGACCACCCAUCAGACCAGCAGCAACGAUCGCGUACAUCUGAACACUCCGUUGUGAAGUUUUCCCAUUCAGCCCGUCCCAGUCUGCAAUCCAGUGGUCUUUGAAGAAGGUCAAGAUGGUCGAGCCAAGGGAGGCAAUUGCCAACGCAAGCAGGAACAAGAGCCAGCUCAUGGCCAGGAAUUCUUGAAUCUGGUCCACAUUGAAGACUGGCUUUCUUGCUCGCGGGGUGGAGGUGUUGUUGGACAAGACGUAGGAGAAAGUGAUGCUCGCGCCGAGCGUCGAAAUGCCGAUGAUCGUGGUGAACACACCACUAUAGAAUGUUGUGACUGAUGACCCCGGGUGCUUGGUGAUGGGUCGGAUGUGAGAGAGGGAAUGGCCGUGCUCAGAGUAGAAACCCGUAUGUGUUUUGGUUGGGUUUUCGACGCUGUGGGUGUCAAAGGUUCCCGGUUGGUUGUAUACACCCUCCAGGCCCUCAUCUUUGUAGGAUUCCCUCGCCUGUGCUCGAGCUUCGGGCGUCGUGGAGGACUUGAAGGAUACACCGGGCGCGUUUAGACGUGAGGGCCCUUCCAUGGUAGGGGUAGAAAUGCGCUGCAACUGUGGAUGUAAAUCAGAGUCAGAAGCCUAUAUUUCCACGCCAGCUGGACUCA